Molecule: messenger RNA, 2393 nt
Organism: Prinia subflava (tawny-flanked prinia)
Lineage: Eukaryota; Metazoa; Chordata; Aves; Passeriformes; Cisticolidae
Gene: UBOX5
Product: U-box domain containing 5
Exons: 5
Coding region: 176-1783 (535 amino acids)
Biological process (GO): protein polyubiquitination
Cellular component (GO): nucleus
Molecular function (GO): ubiquitin protein ligase binding; ubiquitin-ubiquitin ligase activity
Source: RefSeq, a predicted model, not a curated record
GCGCGCCUCUGGCGCCACCAGCCGGUCGCGCGCUGGGAACCGGAAGUGGCGUCAGCGGCGCGCGACCGGAAGCGGCGGGAGGAGGCGAAGGGUGCAGGAGGAGGCGGCGGCGGCGGCGCCGGAGCGGCCCCGCUGACUCUGAUGCUCAGCAAGUGACCUCUCUCCAGCUUCCAAGAUGGUAAUAAACGUCUGUCUCCCACAGUUCAAGCCAAGAAUUCACUGCAACAAGAUCUCUGCCGAUGGCUACGAGGUGGAGAACCUGAUCUCCGAGGACCUGGCGCGGAGGAACCGCGGCUUCCGCAGCGAGUACUUCAUCAAACCCCCGGUGCACGUCACCAUCUCCUUCCCCUUCAACGUCGAGAUCUGCAGGAUCAACAUCGACAUCUCCUCGGGGGGCUACCAGACCUUCUCCGGGCUGGAAGUUUACACCUCUACCUCAUGCAACAAAACCUCUUGGCAGAGCCCCGAGGGGCAGUGCUCAGGCCUGGCCGGGCAGCCUGUGUCGGACAAGGACACCUUCACCCUGGUGGGCAAAGCCGUCUUAAAAAACCAGAGCAAAGUGACUUUUGGCCACAGAGGCUUCAAGCCCAGGCCUCCCUUCCAUCAGAUGGAAAACGUCUUCUCCUACCCCGGCUCGGUGUCUCAAGACCUCUGGAACAAAGGGCCGGCCUCGCUCAGCAACGUGUCCCACCUGAAAAUCUGCAUCACCCACGUGGCCGGGGGCGGCCUGCCCAGCAUCAAGAGGCUGGAGGUGUGGGGACAGCCUGCCAAGUCCUGCCCGCAGGAGGUGAUCGAGGGCGUCUUCCAGGUGGCCUCCCAGUUCCUGGCGCAGGACGUCGGCAGCGUCAAGCCGGAGCCCUGGACACCGAUGGAGAGCGACUGCGUCCCCUUCAGCGCCAGCGAGCAGCACACCCUGCACAAGCUGGUGGAUGUGGUCCAAGACAUCCCUGAAGAGUUCCUGGACCCCAUCACUCUGGAGAUCAUGACUUUACCCAUGCUCCUGCCCUCUGGGAAGGUGAUUGACCAGACCACCCUGGAGAAAUGCAACCGCAGCGAGGCGUCGUGGGGCCGCGUCCCCAGCGACCCCUUCACGGGGGUGGCCUUCAGCCAGCACUCGCAGCCCCUACCUCACCCCACCCUCAAGGCCAGGAUAGACCAUUUCCUGCUGCAGCACAGCAUCCCUGGCACCAACCUGCUGGGCAGGGCGCAUGCCGCGGACAGCCCGGUGCCCUCCUCCAUCACCAUGUCUUCUCUGAAAAGGAAAAUGGACUGCAUGGAUCAGGGCUCCUUGCAGCCGCCCUAUUUUUCUGCUACAAACUUACUUGUCACGGCUACCUCAGAGAACAGUGCUAAAAAAAUGAGAACUGACAGUGACUCCCACUUGAUCCAGAUGGACUGUUCCACAGACCUGGUGUCCCACGAGCAGAAGCUGUCGGAGAGCUUGGACACUGCGCUGACCUCUGCUCUCAGCUCCAUGCCCUCCUUCACGGCCAAGCUGAUGAAGAGCCAGCAGCAGGCUCCAGGAGAGGGGGGCAGCAGCAGCUCCUGGAGCGUGGGCACGGUCCUUGAGCACGGCAGGAGCAGCCAGACCCAGGGAUGUGCUUCCUGUGGCAAAUCCUUCUCCUGCUACUUCAAGGCAGAGCCCGUGUACCAGCUCCCCUGCGGGCACCUGCUGUGCCGGCCCUGCCUGGCCGAGCGCCAGAAGGCUCCGGCCUCCCCCGUGCACUGCGGGAGCUGCAAGAGGGCGGCGGCCACGCAGGACGUCAGGAGGGUUCAUUUCUGAGCCCUGGGGCUGCAGGAGCACGGGGAGGAGCUGCUGCUGCUGCUGCUGCUGCUGCUGCUGCUGCUGCUGCUGCUGCUGCUGCUGCUGCUGCUGCCGUGUCCGCACGGAGCCGCCCCAGAGCGGAGAGGACUCGCUCUUGUGCUGACGGGGGUUGGAGCGCGGCGCCGGAGCCUGAGGAUGACAAAAGCCAUAGCUUCUUUAUGGAGGAAGAUGUAUUUAUCCAGGACUGGUCUCCAGCACUGCCCCGAGGCCCAGAGGUUUAGCACAGGUGCCUUUCGGACCAGCUCGGCUUCCCCCGCCAGUUCACGCCACGUUUGACCAGCAGCCGCCCGGUUGUGGAGCAGGUAAAGUCCCUGUGAGUGACAACACACACAAAAACCCCCUCUGAGCUCCUCCCCUUGCCCACCUGGCCCUCCCCUCCCUGCUGGGAGCGUGUCUCUCGUCCUGGAGUCAACAGUGAGGCGUGAGGAGCUGGCAGUGAUCUCGCCCUGCUCAUCCAGACUCUUGUAGAAAAGCCAUCCCAUCCCACCCUUUGGUUUAUGUCGUGUGACCAGCCCAGCUCCUGGCUGGCUGAUAGACAUUUAAGCCUUAAUAAAAUGUUUAAAGUCAG